CGGCGCCUGCGCCGUAGCAGCCUGGAGUAGGUGCCCUUAGGCCGCCUGUCGCACCUUGACUCCUGCUGUCCGUGCGAGCCCGUUUGUGGUCUGUGUCCUGUGCACACGCCUGGCAAGCGACGGCGCCAUGAGUCUGACUUCCAGCGUAAAAGUUGAAUGGAUCGCAGCAGUUACCUUUGCUGCAGGCACAGCUGUGAUUGGUUAUCUAGCUUACAAAAGAUUUUAUGGUAAAGAUCAUCGCAACAAAUCAAUGGUCAACCCUCACAUCCAGAAAGACAACCCCAAGGUAGUACACGCUUUUGACAUGGAGGAUUUGGGAGAUAAAGCUGUGUACUGCCGUUGUUGGAGGUCCAAAAAGUUCCCAUUCUGUGAUGGAUCUCACACAAAACACAAUGAAGAGACUGGAGACAACGUGGGACCUCUGAUCAUUAAGAAAAAAGACACUUAAAUGGACAGUUCUGAUGCUGCAAACCAGCUUGUCGUCAUGUUACCUGAGUGUUUAAUUAGAAUGACUACCACUUCUGUCUAAUUCACCUCCCUUGAAUUCUUGAUGUGGUGUGUUGCAGACUACAGCGUUCAUAUUCGUGGCAUCUGCCUUACUUGUUGAACCAUCGUGGUGCACAUUUGCUUAAACAAAAAGAAAGGAAAAAGUAAAAACCAACCUCAUAGCCUGUGGGUUAUUUUGGUCUUGUAAGGAUCCGUUUCUUUACAUUUCAAAUAAUGACAUUAGAACAUAGUUGUGCAUUGAUCUUAAUGUAUUAAAUUAUUCUCAAAAUCAUGUAUAUGCAGAUUGUACUUGUAGGUUUCAAAGAAAAAUUAUCGUCUUUUAAUAUUACUUAGUUAACCUAGAAAGUAAAUUGAGUGUGAUUAAGCUACAUUAAUCUCUUAAUAUAAUCUAGGAAAAACUUGUUAGGACCUUCAUUUCUUGACAGUGGUCAAGGCACUGAGAAAAUAUAGCUUCUAUGUUUUCACAGUUUUCAGUCCAAAUGAACUUUGAAUGUUACUCUGCUGAAUUAUAUAAGUGGGCCAGGUCAAUAAUAAAGGGGUAGUGACUUCUUUGUAUUUA
Molecule: messenger RNA, 1066 nt
Organism: Equus quagga
Lineage: Eukaryota; Metazoa; Chordata; Mammalia; Perissodactyla; Equidae
Gene: CISD1
Product: CDGSH iron sulfur domain 1
Exons: 3
Coding region: 128-448 (106 amino acids)
Biological process (GO): regulation of autophagy
Cellular component (GO): intracellular membrane-bounded organelle; mitochondrial outer membrane
Molecular function (GO): 2 iron, 2 sulfur cluster binding
Source: RefSeq, a predicted model, not a curated record